AUGGCAGUCGUCCUUGUCUGUUUUUGUCUUCUCUUAUUGAUUGUCUCAGCAUCAACCGUAGAGGUGGAGGAGGUAAAUCAAAUCAUCCAGACGCCUGUGAAUCGCUUGGAAUAUGCGGACGUUUCCUGUUUAGAUCGUUGGAAAAGACACGUGAGGAAACAAAAUUUUUUAAAUUAAAAUUGGGAAGUUUACCCAUUUUUAGAUUCCCUUGGAGCUAAGUUUUUAAAAUGAAAGAAAAACAUGACCCAUGGCGAGAAAAUGCGUCCUUUGGGUCAAGAACUGACGAAACAGCAAAUAAAAGAAGAGUUGACUCAUAGAAGAAAGUUUCGUCUCGUAGGAGAAGGCAUGUCUCAUUAAGACAAUAUUUGACCUGCCAAUAGACAACUUGGCACAUAAAUGGACGAAUUCACUCAUAAACGGAAAUUUUGACCAAUAGGGGGAAAAUUUGAUUAAUCCGGGGAACACUUGACCUUUAAAGGAACACUAGACAGUAAAGAAAAAUUAAUCACAAAAAUGAUCUCAAUAGAGAAACACUUGACCCCUAAAUUUCGUAUUUUCAGCCACAAUCAACCCAGUCGCCCAUGUCUAUUUCGACCACCAAAAUUCAUCGUACAAAUCAUCGCUCGACUCUGAGGCCUUCAACAAUUAGAAAAUUUGAGAUUCCAGAAGAGAACAUGGAAAAUCUUUGGUGGUAUCGAGAAAAUAUGGCUGUAACUAUGACUGUAACUGUAGAAGAAUAA
Messenger RNA from Bursaphelenchus xylophilus (pine wood nematode), 740 nucleotides. NCBI's taxonomy places the organism in Eukaryota, Metazoa, Nematoda, Chromadorea, Rhabditida, Aphelenchoididae. The record is from the annotation of a GenBank genome assembly.